This is a messenger RNA of Penicillium samsonianum, 1074 nucleotides long. RefSeq lists its product as uncharacterized. The transcript has a single exon. Bases 1 to 1074 code for a protein of 357 amino acids. The record is from RefSeq and is a predicted model, not a curated record. Lineage: Eukaryota; Fungi; Ascomycota; Eurotiomycetes; Eurotiales; Aspergillaceae.
AUGCACUGUCUACCGCAUCGAAUAGCAGAAGAAGAUACCCCUGACAGCUUUUUCGACGGCUACCAAUCCAAACACGUCUGCUGGAACCGACGCAUGACACUCCAAAACGCGCAGCUGCCGGCCAUUGCAUACAUCAACAGCGAGUCUCGGCAAGUUGCAUUGGGGCAAGGACGCCUAUUGGAGCCGGCUGAUGUGAGAACCAUGGAGUCGCUAUGGGUGCAGCCGCAUCGAGAUUUGCUGCAUCUUAACUGGACGCGAUUGACCUAUGCUUCCUGGGGAGUUGAUUCCGACGCUCCAGGCUGGGUCGACGAGUUUCUAUUGCAAGCGAAGGAACUUGGGAUGCGGCCUUCUGUCGCGGCAGAUCUUAUUCACGUUUUUAGCUUGAAGGCAGUGUUGGAUUGCGCUGGCGAUGCCGAUGCGCUUGGCACCCAUAACCCUUUUCAUUUCGGCAUAUCGGACAUCGCGAAAAUUCUUUAUCACUGCAGAGGAGAAGGAGCUGAUGACGUGCGCCAAAUGGUCGAUAUCCCACCUUGGGCGAAAGGUCAACGCAGCAGGCUAGACAUAGCCAUGGCGGGGGUUUCUCUGCACAUCACCAGGGAAGUUGCUCUGAGGUCUGGUCUAUUCGGGCCGCUGGGCGAUGCGCCUGUUCAGAUGGUCGAUGUUGACGAUGAGGCUCGGUUGAGGGAAUUCCAAGCACUAUACCGGGAACACGCAUUGGAAAAGGAACCGGUCGUGCAAACGCUUUUCGAAACAUUUACCAGUUCUCUAUUCAAAACGGCCGUGGAAAUAUGGAAAAGAAAAGCUGAAUGGACUAUCCUCGCAUACAUGUGGCAGUCGGCUCGAGACAGAAAUCUCAACAUUCUUGGGACCAACCCGGGCUCCGCUUGGCUGCCUCAACUGUCGGAGCAAGAGUACAUCUAUAUGGACCAGUAUUUGCCCAAUAAGCAGCACCCGUGGGUGAAACAUGCUAGGCAGACUGCACCCAAGCUGCGACUGCGGAUCAUGGUGCGAUAUUGUACCAAUCAGUGUUACAUAAAGGAGCGACUUCCCAAAGGCUUUGCGUUUGAUAAAUAA